This is a messenger RNA of Linum tenue, 465 nucleotides long. The record is from the annotation of a GenBank genome assembly. Lineage: Eukaryota; Viridiplantae; Streptophyta; Magnoliopsida; Malpighiales; Linaceae.
UAAAUUCGUAGGCUUGUUCUAAUUACAACAUCACGGAGCCAAAAAAACCAAGAUAACUAAUGGGAAAUCACAGCAGGAGAAGUACUGGUCUUGGUAUUUACAUCAUUCCUCUGCUUCUGGUCGUCCUGUUCUCGUUGCCUGAAGACAAGAUGGUACUGGUCGGAGCAGCUAGAGCUCCUUCUGCCGCCUCCGCCGCCACGGUGGCGACGAGCAGUAUCGGCACCGGCGACGAGGCUGCCGGCGACGGGAGGAUAGUUCAUGAGGUGCGCAAAUUUGGGCGUGGGGUCAAGGGAAGUGUUUCGAGACCCACCGGGCACGGCAACCAUCGCCCUUCGCCCUGCUGUUAUUGAGAUAGAUUUCGGAGAGUGUUUAUAAAUAAUUAAAUGAAUUGCAUGAUCUGUGAAUUGUUAAUAAUAAAAGUGUUGGAUCAUAUUAGGAGCCUUCUAGCUCCCGCGCAGCCUACUU